Messenger RNA from Neopsephotus bourkii (Bourke's parrot), 3953 nucleotides. RefSeq names its product mab-21 like 3 (gene MAB21L3). NCBI's taxonomy places the organism in Eukaryota, Metazoa, Chordata, Aves, Psittaciformes, Psittacidae. The record is from RefSeq and is a predicted model, not a curated record. The transcript is spliced from 6 exons. The coding region runs from base 1165 to 2256 and encodes 363 amino acids.
UGAAGGCAGAUGCCUGGGAUACACAGAGAAAGGUUUGGUUUGUAGAUCCUGAGGAAUCAGAUACCCUGCAGGUAUUGGUACUCCAUUAACAUACUCAAUAUUUGACUGUUCAUAAGGAACAUCAUGAAGGAUAACUAGCAACAACAGCACCUGCUCUGAGGUAGCACCCAGUGCCUACCAAAGUGCUGCCUUUUGCCACCAUCUGUAGAGGUAAUAAAUCAGUCAAGGGAUGUCAAAGUUCAGUUUCCAGGAGGAAAUAAUGAUUUUAUUCACAAGUGGAGUGUGUCUUCCUUAAUAAGGGACACUUAGCUGCAUGGGAUCUCAUCUCUAUACUCUGUUGCUCCCUUCCAUGUGCUGAUGUACCCUUUUUUCUAAUAGCCACCAUCCCUCGCUGGAUCAAUGGAGCCUGAUCAAUUGUUUUUCCCUCUGAAUUAUCCAUAUGGGUUUGUUAGCUGAGCUGCUGGCAGAAAACGAGACACGGCUGUUUACUGUAAAGAAAGCGAAGCAAACUACGGGAGAGGACAGGCUGCGGGAUAUUUACUGUCAAUACAGGCAGAGAGAGAGAAGAGAUAUAAGUAGAGGGGAGCAGAGGGGAACAGAGGCUGCAGAUUGCAACCCAAAUAAAUGGUCUGAGUGUAAAAAUACCCGUGCAGUUUCAGACAGAAAUUGUGGAUGGAUUGAAGUCAAUGAGGGGUAGCUGAGAGUGCUUAACAAAUGGUUUAGCGAAGGGCUAGUGAGGCAAGGAAGUACUUGUGGCACAGAGAAUAAUGCUGCUGUACAUGAGUGUACUGAGUCUGCAGUGCAAUCUGAAAGGCGCUUCCAGAUCUGCCUUGAGACAGAGCAGUAGGUGGGAUAUUUCUGUGUGUGCCUGCAUGCAAGACCCACCAUUUGAAAGUAAUAAGAAGAAUAAUGAUUGAACAUAGAAAAUAAUAAUUAGAGCUAGUUUUCCAAAGCAGCUGGCUGUCACCAUUGUAACUCAAACUGCAAUAAAAAUACUUCCUUGCCUUCUCUCUCCUCUUCGUCCACAGAGGAGUUAGGCGACCUGAGCUUCGCAGGGCAAGAAGGCUCUGAGCAGCUUGCUCUGAGUGCCCUUCUGCUUCCAGAGGCAGGUGAAUGAGUGAAGAGUGAUUUCACACUUUUGAGAGCAGUGAAGACCAUCUUGCCAUGAAACCAUUCACAGAUGAAGAUGUAGAAAUCUACAUCCAGAGCAAGGUAGAACGGCGACAUUAUCUGGUUUCCAAAGCAGUGGAGGAGGUGCAGAAAAUUAUCCAGCAACUGACCGCAGAAAUCAGCUAUAAGGCCACACGUUUCCAGGCUAUCUCCAACUCUGGCAUUCACAAUGAGAAUAUUAAGGUCUUAGCACCCAGCCAGUUCCUCAUCACAGUUCCUCUGCGUGGCCUGACUGGGUACAGGGAAUGCCAGGUACGGCACUGGCGUUAUUACACCGUGCAUGGAGCCAAGCUCCUCUCCUCCGUGCGGGACCCUGAGGAACUGCAUCAAUGGCUGGAGGUGGAGCAGUUCUCCAAAAGCCUUCAGCAGUGGCAUGAAAAGGAUGUGAACAUCGAAGGUGAUCUGGUUCCAGCCAAAGUCCUUAUCGUCUUCCGGGAGCUGGUGGAGAAGUCGAUUACCUCCUGUAACCUCUCCAGUAAAGUGACAAUGCUGGAGAGCUUCAGCUCAGGGGUCCGAGUGGCUGUGGAGACCUCAGAAUCCCAGGUUGAGGUGGAGCUGGUCCCUGCUGUGGAGAUUCCAACUUGCUGGCCUGAGAAAGCCCGGUGGCCUCGUUGCCUUAAGCGUUGGCCUUCCCAGGAAAAAGUGCAGUGCAUCAAGUCAUUUGGUUUUGACCUUUUGGCCCGCUCCAAUUACCACUGGCAGCUGUGCUUCUCCCGUGCUGAGCGUAUGCUCAUGGAAGGACUUGAUGAAGAUGGUGGUUGUCGCAUGAAGUGCUUCAGGGUCAUGAGGCAGAUGAAGGAAGAUGUCUGGUGUGCUGGAAAUAAGCCUGUCAUCACAGCUUAUCACCUGCAGACAGUGCUAUUCUGGACGUGUGAAAAAUACCCACGCACCAAGGAUUGGCGCUGCUUCCCUGAAGCCUUUCUGAGGCUGGUACAGAAGCUGCACAAGUGUGUAAGCCAGCACUUCCUCAAGCAUUACUUUCUCAAGAACACCAAUCUGCUCAAAUAUGCCAACACCAGUGACCUGGAUGUGGUGGCUAGCAGGCUCUCAGUCUUCUUGGAGAGCCCUGUUUUUUGCCUGGACUAAGGCUGGAAAAGGUCUCCUUGCUCCAGCUGUGAGCCGAUCCCCCACCUUCUCUCCCAACCUGUGGCUGUUCUUCAUGUCCUUCCAGUAGAUGCUGCAGCUGGCUUUGUAAGGCAGUUGGCACAUGCAGCGUGAAAGAGAAGUGUCAAGUUGGCAGCAGUGGGUGGUGAAAACCGAAGGGAGGUAUCAUUUGAUGCCCAGCUGAUCUAAUUUGCUUUCGGUAGUGACAGUCUGUCUGGAAGCCACAGCCAGUGAAGCCCAACUUUCUGUGUCAGCCAGAGCAGGCUACUGCCUUGUUCUGUGUCUCUUAAGUCUUGUGGCACCUAAGCAGAAAGAUGGUGCAAGAACUCUAGCUCUGCUGCCUACCGGCUGUGUAACCUAGCGCAUUGCUGCCUGCCCCUUUCUCACAAGGACAGUGGGUUUAGUUCCCUGCUUACCUCACAGGCCAGCUCUGCAGAAGAGCAGAGGAACAUUUCUGAAGUGUACUGAAGGUGGAAGCUUUCUCCAAGGCCUUUGUCUCCAGUUCCAUGGGAUCCUGCUCCAGUAUGAAGAUAACCGUGCUGCUAGUGUUGAAUAGCUUAAGGGAGGCAAGAAGAGGAACAGCGUUUUUUUUUGCCUCCUCCUAGUUUUUCUCUCCUCCACUUCCACUUGUCUUCCAGUUGCUUCAAAGAUGUUCUCUUCAUGUUUGCCUUUGCCAGCUGUUUUAGUGCCACACAACCAGGGGGCUUUGCCAGAGCAGAUUUCACUCCCACCCCUGGCUCCAUCCAUUAGGCUGGAAGAAGAGAGGUCUUUCCUUAGUUGUUAGCACCCAUGUUAUUUGGGGUGGCGUACAGAAGGAGGAUGUUUUUCACAGGCUGUUCACUCCAACCCCCUCGUGCUUUUAAUAUUCUGGAUGUUUAAAAGAAAAUCAUUUUUAGUGUUUCAAAAGAAGAGAGUUCUAGGAUGAGAUAAAGGAUGUUGGGUUUAACGCUAUUAAACCACUAAAACUAAACCAAAUUGGGCUUUUCUUUCUUACACCAGCACAGGAAAGUAAGUCAUAAUCUCCUUUGCCCAAGGGGGGUGCAGAGAGAGCGUUUACAGCCCAUGCUCCAGCGAGCUGCUGCAGUGGAUGGGCUUUAAGUUGACCAUCCACGGUAGAGCGUCUCCCCCUUGUGUCAAAUCGUGGUCUCGCCAUGCAUUUUUAGCACAGCCUCUGCUUUCUGGAUUGAUUUUGUACGCGGGAGUGUCUUCACAAGUCCAUGGGAAUCCAUGGGACCUGAUGGGAUUCACCCCAGAACUGAAGGAGAUGUUACAGCAGGAUCCCUCUCGAUCAUCCACCAAAGGUCUUAGGAAUAUAGGGAGAUCCCUGCUGAAUGGAAGCUAGGCAGUGUUAUCUACAAUCAGUGUGUGAGGGAAGAACGCAGGGAACUGCAGAGCUGUUAGUGUAAUCUCAAUUCCUGGAAAAAUUGUGGAAAACACUAUGCUGGGUAUUACUGAAGUGCCUUUAAAGAGCAAUGCAAUCAUCAGUCAGCAUGGGUUCCCAAAGGUAAAGUCCUGUUUAACCGAUUGGAUAUCCUACAAUAAGGUCACCUGCCUAGUGGGUGAGGGGAAGGAAGGUAGUGGAUGGAGUUUUCCUGGAUUUUAGUAAGGCUUUUGAUGCUGUCCCUCACAGCAUCCUUCUGGACAAAGUUGCCCAGCUGUGGGAUGAGCUGGUUCAUGGU